Molecule: messenger RNA, 1764 nt
Organism: Fonsecaea erecta
Lineage: Eukaryota; Fungi; Ascomycota; Eurotiomycetes; Chaetothyriales; Herpotrichiellaceae
Exons: 2
Coding region: 1-1764 (587 amino acids)
Molecular function (GO): glycosyltransferase activity
Source: RefSeq, a predicted model, not a curated record
AUGGGAUCUCUAACGGCGCCUCCUGAGAAGUCGUGUUGGGUGACUUUGGUGACAAAGCCUUCGUAUCUUCCAGGGGUCAUUGUUCUGGCUCAUACACUCGAUCGGCACAAAUCGAAUUAUCCUCUGUUGGUGCAGUACACUGACUCGUUGGGACACAACGCGCUCGGAGCCCUCCAGGAGGAGGCCGAGAACCACGACCGGAUACAGCUAGACAGAGUCCCCCUUUUACUGCCCAGGAAGGAUCAGGUCAAUACUGGCAGUGUUGCUGAACGCUUCAAAGAUACAUUCACCAAACUCCGAGCCUUCGAAAUCUACAAGCUAGGUUUCACGAGAGCCGUUUUUCUGGAUGCCGAUAUGGCCAUCUUCCAGAACCCCGACGAGAUUUUCGAAUGCAAAUUACCGGGUCGAGAUUGGAUCGGUGCUAACCACGCCUGUGUGUGUAACUUGGAUCGUGAUCCAUGGGCUCCACCCGAAUGGCACAAGGGAAACUGCGCGUAUACACCCUUAAACCACCCCGAUGAGGUGGCUUCAGAAGUCAACUCAAAAAGUCGACCCACAUAUCACCUCUUGAACAGCGGCAUGUUCCUUUUCCAUCCGUCAGAACAGCUGUGGGACAGGAUGCUUCGUUUCUUCAACGCCAGCGAUCAGCUGAAGAACUAUCAGUUCCCGGAUCAGGACUUCCUCGCCGCAUUUUUCCGUGAGAAAUGGCAUCCUCUAUCCUGGAAAUACAAUGCCCUGAAAACCAUGAGAUAUUGGCAUCCUCGGAUUUGGUCCGAUGACAAGCUAGUGAUCCUCCACUACAUCGUCGACAAGCCUUGGGAGCGUCAAGUCAGUCACGACGGUAUUGGCGGUCAUCUUGGUAGAGACGGAGAGACGCAUCAAUGGUGGUGGAAAAUAUACCGUGAGUGGAGGACCCAGAGACAAGACGAGCAGCAGAGGGGUACGGGGAUUGCAACGGUGGACGAGCUGGUUGAUACCGAGGAACCAUUCACAGAGAAGAUUCCACUACCUCAGGACGUCGGCAAGCCCGAGGACAUCAAAUUCCUUCUGUUCGAUUGUGACAACACCCUUGUGCUCUCCGAGGACAUUGCUUUCGACGUCUGCAGUGGAAUCGUCAACCAGAUCAUGGAGCAGAAAGGCAUCGCCGCUCGCUAUUCUUCUGAAGACCUGAUCUCUCAGUUCGUUGGGCUCAAUUUCCGCAGCAUCAUGGCCGUUCUGCAGCAACAACUCGGCUUCACCCUGGACCACGAUGAGCUGCGUGGCUACAUCAAGCUCGAAGAGGAUCGUGUGAUUGAAAACAUUGAGGCAAAAGCUGUGGCAUGCCCUGGUUCAAUUGAAACGCUCCAAAAGCUCCAUCAGCAAGGAAGAUACAAGCUGGCCGUUGUCUCCUCCUCGUCCGUUCGCCGCAUCAAAGCCUGCCUCACCAAAGCGGGCCACGACAGAUUCUUCCAUCCGAACGACAUCUUCUCGGCGGCCGACUCCUUGCCAUUUCCAACCAGCAAACCAAGCCCUGCCAUCUACAUCCACGCCCUUCAGCAACUCGGAGCCAGUGCAAAUGAGUGCUUGACUACUGAAGACAGCAAGUCUGGGGUUCUGGCGGCCCUGGGUGGCAAAAUACCAUGUCUGGGAUAUGUGGGCUCCACGCACACAAGAGGGCAGAAACACGAGAUGGCCGACCACCUUCUUGUGACCGGCUGCACGCGCAUCAUGUGGGAUUGGAGUGAGUACGAGAAGCUGUUGGCCGAAAUCAACGCUAACGAGUGA